AUGGCAUCUCAAAAGCCCAUUAUAGUGAUUGUGCCAGGAGCUUUUCACAAGCCAAUCCACUACCGCAAGAUCACGGCCUUAUUACGCUCUCAGGGCCACGAAGUGAUUCCUUACGACCUGGCUUCUUGCGGUGACACCGUGGAUCCAGAGGUGACAUUCAUUGACGAGGCAGCUGAGAUUCAAAAGAAGCUAGUUCCUCUGCUGGACGAAGGCAGAGAGGCUGUGAUUUUCUCGCACAGCUAUGGAUCUUUGCCGGCUACGCAUGCCACGGAGGGCCUCACCGCUGUUGAGCGUGCUGAGAGGGGCCUCAAGGGCGGGAUCAUCGGAGUUGUCAGCCUUGCGGGCUUUGCGUUUCCUGCUCGUGGGAAGGGAAUCAUGGGGGAUGAAACUAUUGUUCCGCCUACGCCGUACCAAUUCGUUGAGAAUGGUAUCACUCACCUGAAAGAAGAAGCAAAGGAACUGUUCUACAACAAUCUGAGUCCCGACGAGGCCGAUGCCGAAUGGGCUAAUCUGCAUAAGGGACAAACGCGAAAGAGCUUUACCUUGUUUCCACAGUAUGUGGAAUCCGAAAUCAAGUGUCCGAAGUUCUACAUUCUGUGUACGAAGGACGUGUGUGUUCCACCGGCGUUUCAGGAACAUCUGGCUAGUGUUGGGGAAUACACGGUCACUAAACUGGAUGCGGGCCACGAUGCCUUUCUAGCUGCUCCAGAAGAUGUGGUGGCUGUUGUGUCAAAAGCUGCUUCGAUUAGCCAGUGA
Penicillium riverlandense is the source of this 756-nucleotide messenger RNA. Its product is annotated as alpha/beta hydrolase. The record is from RefSeq and is a predicted model, not a curated record. The transcript is spliced from 2 exons. NCBI's taxonomy places the organism in Eukaryota, Fungi, Ascomycota, Eurotiomycetes, Eurotiales, Aspergillaceae. The coding region runs from base 1 to 756 and encodes 251 amino acids.